AUGGCCGCCGCUAAGUCGGAGGAUUUCAACGCCAAGUAUACCGAUGCCAACUUGGCCUCGGAUGCGGCACCCUACGAUUCUGAAAGGCUCUGUAAUUUAGUGAAGAUACUCGAGGAUGCCGACAAUGGGAGCAUCAGCACAGCAGCUCCAGCGAUACUCGCCGGAAUGUUAUGUGCCCAGAAAAGAGGGGAUGCCGUUCCGAAGCUGUACCGCGACAUCGUGAGUGGAAAGUCGAACAAUGACAAGAAAGCUAUAUUCUUUGGUAUGAAACGCGCCACGAAUCUUACGUGGGCGUUUGUCGGUCUACCGAACUGUAUUCCGGCGUGCCUGGGCCUUAUCAAUGAGCUGCGGCGAGACAACAUUGCAGUUCCAAGUGAGGUUGACCGCGCACCUUUCAAUGAGGUGGAUUGGUCUACUAAAGGCAAAGAAACGAAUCGCCAAAUCUAUCGAGCAGUGGGAAAUUCCGAAGUUGGGCAAAUGAUUGCCCAAUACUUCCCAGAAUUGUCAUAUAUUGCUAAUGCCGCCGUGUUUGGGUAUCUCAUCGGCGGUUCUGUGAAGGAACAGGCCCUCCCGCUAUGUGAAAUCAUCGUAGCCGGUGCCAUUGCGGCGAUGGGUGCUACAAGGCAGGCGAGAAGCCACUUCAAAGGCUCCAUGGGCUUGGGGAUAUCCCAAGCGGCUGUGGACGCCGUGUGGGGAGUUGCCCAACAGGUAGCGGCUUGGAAUACGACAAAGCUGCCCGGGGAUAUCAAUGUUGCGGCGCUAGCAGAGGAAGUUAAGGCGAAUCUGGCGCAGAUCAUGGAUGGCCCAUCGAGCUGA
This is a messenger RNA of Scedosporium apiospermum, 816 nucleotides long. RefSeq lists its product as uncharacterized. The record is from RefSeq and is a predicted model, not a curated record. The transcript is spliced from 4 exons. Bases 1 to 816 code for a protein of 271 amino acids. Lineage: Eukaryota; Fungi; Ascomycota; Sordariomycetes; Microascales; Microascaceae.